Theileria annulata is the source of this 198-nucleotide messenger RNA. RefSeq lists its product as uncharacterized. The record is from RefSeq and is a predicted model, not a curated record. NCBI's taxonomy places the organism in Eukaryota, Apicomplexa, Aconoidasida, Piroplasmida, Theileriidae. The coding region runs from base 1 to 198 and encodes 65 amino acids. The transcript has a single exon.
AUGCUUAAAUUGAUUCAGAAAUUUGUGGACGACUCACUAGAAAAGGCUUUAAAAGGAGAAAAAUUAGAUAAAUUCGCAACUAGAUAUCAUUCGCAGCUAUUCGACUCUAAGAUUUCAUUCUACACACUUGUAAUGGAUCAAUUGGUGAGAAGAAGAUUAUUAUUAGUUUUUAGGGCAGAAAUGUUUCAACGGAUUUAA